AUGGUAGGAGGAUGCUGUGUGUGCUCAGAUGAGCGAGGUUGGCCUGACAACCCGCUGGUCUAUUGUGAUGGAAAUGGAUGCACAGUCGCAGUUCACCAAGCUUGUUAUGGGAUAGUGACUGUACCUACAGGCCCCUGGUUUUGCCGGAAAUGUGAGAGCCCGGAGAAUAAAGGAAAAGUACGAUGCGAACUAUGCCCUUCUAAGUCUGGUGCAUUAAAGCGAACGGAUACAGGAGGAUGGGCUCAUGUUGUCUGUGCACUUUAUAUACCUGAAGUCAGAUUUGGUAAUGUGACCUCAAUGGAGCCUAUUGUCUUGAGAUUGAUUCCACCUGAAAGAUACAACAAGACAUGUUACAUUUGCCAAGAUUUGGGAAAGUCACAUAGAGCCAAUGCUGGUGCAUGUAUGCAGUGCAACAAGUCAGGAUGUAAACAACAAUUUCAUGUGACAUGCGCUCAGAGCCUGGGAUUGCUAUGUGAAGAAGCUGGAAAUUAUUUGGACAAUGUUAAAUAUUGCGGAUAUUGUCAACAUCAUUACAGUAAACUUAAAAAGGGCGGUAACGUGAAGACCAUCCCUCCGUACAAGCCGGUAUCGCACGAUAGCCAGUCGAGCGACUCAAGUGAGAAAGACGGCGAGGCUUCUCCCAUGGCUAGCGGCAGCGGAACGCCAACACACCCAGCUAAAGCUAAAGGGCCAAGCCGCAAAUCUUCGCACAGCAGCGGCGUGAUAUCAGGGAAGAAUACACCGAACGCGUCCAAGACGCCUACAAACUCAGGACAACAACUGGCGGCAGACAUCGGUCACGAAGUGAUGGAACAAACGCCGGCCGCGCGGAAACACAAAUCGGGAGACAAAAAUAAAAAGAAGCCCUCGCCGUCGCGCCGCGGCUCGGCGGCCGGCGACGGCGGCGGCUCCGGUAGCAAGAGCAGCACCCCGGCGCCUUCGCCCCAACACCCGGCCCCAGAGCCGCCACCGCUACCCAGCGCCAAGGGAGCCCCGGCGCCGGUCGUUACGGCGAAGAUCCCCCUGCCGGCCGCAUCGCCCAGUUCCAGCAAGCAGCCGGAGGCGGCGGGGGCCAGCUCCACGGCAACAGCCACCUCGACGGUGACCUCCGUCAGCGGAACAUCUGCCAGCCCUGUGACAAAUACAUCAAUGGCGCCGGCACCAAAGGCGUCGACGUACCAAGAGUCCAUGAUAGCUAAUACAGAGUUGGUCGAGCCGAAACAGACAAAGAAGAGGAAAGCUGUAUCGGCGGCGAAUACGCCCAUUGCUCCUGUUGAUUACGCGGCAACCCCUCCACAUAACAUUGUGAACGAUGGCAGCUCUCAAGGUGGCAGCCAGGCCUGGGAAAACGCGCACCCAUCAGGCGAAAUACAAUUGGACGUCGUCGACAAGGUCAUCAAAAAGGCGAAGAUUGAGGAGCCUCCGAUAAUGACGGCGCACUUCUCCAGCAUGAGCCCCGCGCCACCACCUCCCCCCAUGCCGCCCGCACACAGCCCAGCUACGCAGCCCAGUCCCAGGCAUCUUCCUAGUCCCAUGCCAGGACCAAGUGGUCUAAAUACAGCACCCAAUAUGCGGUCGCCGUCACAACACCAGGGCGGGAAGGCCGAGCGCGAGGGGCCCAUCUCGCUGCUCGUCUCGGUGCCCUUGCCGUCCACCAGCCACGGCCUCAACCUCACCGCCCACGCGCAGGUGCCAAUGCCACCGGACAUGCCCGGAACCUCUCAGCACAUAUUUCAUCAGCCUCAAAAACAGGCCUCCAUGGAGCAGAGCGUCCCGGUCCAUUCUCCGCAUGGUGUUCCCGGUCGGUCCCCAUGGGGAGGUCUCAACGUUACCUACGAGAUGCAGGACCCCAACAAAGCUGGCAUCAGCGGCAUAGCCAGCACAAGCAAGGAUGUGAACGCGAUGGUGCCGAUGCCCCCGGCCACCAUCAGGAACAAGAAGAGGGCCGCGGUGUCGACGGUUGUCUCAAUGGGUGCGGCACCGCCACCUUCGUCUAUGCAGACAUCUUCGCAGAGCCUUGCGAAUGUGCGUCGACCUCCGCAACCAACGCCGCCACCUAUGUAUCAAGAAAUCAAAGACUCUCCGCCAAGUUCUCCAGGUUCUGAAAGACCGUUGAAGCCCAAGAUGGAGCACAACCGCAUGGGUGCGAGCUGCACGGCGCCGCACAUGCUGGGCAACGAGCUGAACCCGGAGAGCGGGGCCGCGGCCCGGCUGCAGGAGCAGCUCAGCGCUGAGCUGGCGGCGCACGCGGCCGGCGCCUCCGGCCUGGACCCGCUGGUGCCGCCGCCCCUCAUCAACAAGGCAGCGGCCUUCCAAUUGCAGAGUACGAGCAGCGGUUGCCGCAGCGGGACAUCGAGUGCGCAGAGCCUCGACCAACUACUGGAGAGGCAAUGGGAGCAAGGCUCUCAGUUCCUCAUGGAGCAGGCACAACACUUUGACAUCGCAUCGCUGCUAUCGUGCCUGCACCAGCUGCGUACGGAGAACGUGCGCCUGGAGGAGCACGUUGGCAACCUGCUCCAGCGGCGAGACCACCUGUUGGCGGUCAACGCCAGGCUCGCUAUACCACUGACGACCGUAGCUGCUAUGGAAUCAGGUUGCAUGGAACCAGGUUGCACGGAACCAGGUUGCAUGGAAUCAGGUUGCAUGGAACCAGGAUGCAUGGAAACAGCUGCUAUGGAAACCGCUGCUAUGGAAUCCGUGACCGCGGGCCCGUCGGACCCGAGCCGCUGCCCGCGCGAGGGCGUUCCGCAGAUGCGCGCCACGCCGGGGCCCGUGCGCCCCAACGAGACGAUCACAUCUGAGAGAUCUCACCAGCUGAUGAUGCGAGAGGCGCAGCAGAAGCCCAGC
This is a messenger RNA of Iphiclides podalirius (scarce swallowtail), 2847 nucleotides long. NCBI's taxonomy places the organism in Eukaryota, Metazoa, Arthropoda, Insecta, Lepidoptera, Papilionidae. The record is from the annotation of a GenBank genome assembly.